AUGGAAGAGCGCGCUCCUGUUCCUGGAAGAAGCCUCACCCGUUGCCGGAUGUGCUCAGAAACAUGCUCAGCCGCGGGCUGCUUGCUCUCGCUGCUCCAGCCGCGAGGUUCUGAUUCGCCCGUUCGCCGGAACCUGGUGCUCUCGGUUCGGUGCCCUCAGGCGAUCUCGGUCUGGCCGGUUAAACACGACGGCUUUUCCCAAAUCGGCGGGUCCGCCGCCUUCAGCCCCCACAUCGUCUCCCUCACCUCCACCACCUACGGCCUCCUGACCCUCGACCCGUCGCCAGAUUGCAUACAUUGA
Messenger RNA from Striga asiatica, 300 nucleotides. NCBI's taxonomy places the organism in Eukaryota, Viridiplantae, Streptophyta, Magnoliopsida, Lamiales, Orobanchaceae. The record is from the annotation of a GenBank genome assembly.